UUCUCCAUCUCUCUCCGCCGUUGGAUCCUCUCCCCCAUUUGCACCCGAUAUUUUUUCAGAUAUUUUCUCUUCCCUUUCUUUUGUUUGCUGAAGAACCAAAACCCUUCUCCUUCUCCUUCGCUUUCUUCUUGUUGUGACUGACAUGGGCGAGGCCGUGAUUGUCAGCUCUGCAGAGAGUAUGGGCACCCAUAAACCCCUCACAGAUGCCACCUCAACUGGAGUGUUUAACUGGGACCCAUUUCUGCCCAACAUCAUGCUCAGGGUCUUGCUCGUCGAAGCCGACGAUUCCACUCGGCACAUUAUCACCGCCCUUCUCCGCAAGUGCUGCUACCGAGUGGCUGCUGUUCCUGAUGGCUUAAAAGCUUGGGAGGUUCUCAAAGAAAGGCCUCGUAGUGUAGAUCUUAUUUUGGCGGAAAUUGAAUUGCCAUCCAUCUCUGGCUUUUCUCUGCUCACUUUGAUCAUGGAGCACGAGAUUUGCAAGAACAUUCCUGUUAUAAUGAUGUCAUCUCAAGAUUCUAUCAGCACUGUUUAUACAUCCAUGAUGAAAGGUGCAGCAGAUUAUCUUGUGAAGCCCUUGAGGAGAAAUGAGCUGAGGAAUCUGUGGCAACAUGUUUGGAGAAGACAAGCAUCAUCCAUUCAAGAAAAGGUUGAACUCACUUCAGAAAAUGAGACUGCAAGCAAUCACUCAACUGGGUAUAACAAAAACAUUGAGAAAGGGACUGAUACUCAGAGCUCUUGUACGAAGGUAGACUUCGAGGCUAGAAGUAAGAUGCAGGAAAAUUCAGAGUCUAGGCAGGGAAAAGCAUCUCCCAAGAAUUUAAAGCUACAGAAAGAUGAACAUCACAUAAAUUUGAGUCAAAGAUUGGUUAUGCACGAAAAUGAAGCUGGAGGAGGAUUGGCACCAAUUACACUAAGCAUGGGUAUUGAGCCAAUCAAUGAUGGGAGAAGUCCUAAUAUUGGCAGUGAAGCAGGUGAGAAUAAGGAUUUGCUUGGCAACCCAUCCAGAGAUGCCACUGCCUUGAAUCAUCAUAACUACCAACAAAGUUCUCCUUCCAACAAUUUCGGCUCUGCUCUUCAUUUGGAUCUUUCCCUGAGAAGAUGUCAACCUAAUGAUUUUGAGGAACGUGUUGCAGAAGGACGGGCUACCCUCAAACAUUCUAGUGCUUCAGCUUUUACGAGAUACACUUUCAGGCCAUUGCAGCAAACAUUAGAAGCAAAAUCAAGCAGUAUCUAUGACGAACAAAAGGAAUCUGGAAGCAAUCCCGAGCAUAUUGGAAGUAUUGCUGCUACUUCUACUUCUGAUACAAUUAAUCCCACGCCAAGAUCAAGUACUUCACACACCGUAAUCCCUCUUCAAGUUUCAGUCAAAAACUCGGGCUAUAGCUCUUUACCUUCCCCCAAGUUCUGCACACAAGGGGGUACCCCAUCGUUUCCAUGCCCAACUUCAGUCACUCAUCCAGAACUUGGAAAACAAACGGUUUAUCCCUUAAACCUUGAGAUUCAUAAUUUGGAGCAAUUUCUGAACCAGUAUCACAACGUAAGCAGUACAACAAGCAGAAAGAUAGAAAACUCAGGGCAGUCUACAGAAAAUCAAGGCCAUAUAUCGCCUACCACCGAUCACAGUGCAAACGGUAGCCUAUAUGGUGGUAGUACUGCUCAUGUUAGAAGCAUGGGAUAUCCUAGCAGCUGUGGAAACAACAGCAAUGUCGAUUGCAUCGGCAUUGCAACAGUUACAUCCGAGAGCAGAAAUGAAGAAGCUUUGUUUUCUCAAGGAGGAGGAGAUUCUCACCGAUUCGGUCAAAGAGAAGCAGCUCUAUCGAAGUUCCGACUCAAACGAAAAAAUAGAUGUUACGAGAAAAAGGUGCGUUAUGAGAGCAGGAAAAAGCUGGCUGAGCAGCGUCCUAGAGUGAAGGGACAAUUUGUUCGUAGAGUAUACACUGAUGCAGAACCCAACACCAAUAAUACAUACAACGCUUAGCAGUU
Messenger RNA from Cucurbita pepo subsp. pepo (vegetable marrow), 1983 nucleotides. RefSeq names its product two-component response regulator-like APRR5. Gene Ontology annotation, molecular function: protein binding. Gene Ontology annotation, biological process: cytokinin-activated signaling pathway; phosphorelay signal transduction system. Lineage: Eukaryota; Viridiplantae; Streptophyta; Magnoliopsida; Cucurbitales; Cucurbitaceae. The record is from RefSeq and is a predicted model, not a curated record.